This is a messenger RNA of Artibeus jamaicensis (Jamaican fruit-eating bat), 774 nucleotides long. Its product is annotated as tetrapeptide repeat homeobox protein 2-like. Gene Ontology annotation, cellular component: nucleus. Gene Ontology annotation, molecular function: RNA polymerase II cis-regulatory region sequence-specific DNA binding; DNA-binding transcription factor activity, RNA polymerase II-specific. Bases 1 to 774 code for a protein of 257 amino acids. The transcript is spliced from 3 exons. The record is from RefSeq and is a predicted model, not a curated record. NCBI's taxonomy places the organism in Eukaryota, Metazoa, Chordata, Mammalia, Chiroptera, Phyllostomidae. Gene Ontology annotation, biological process: regulation of transcription by RNA polymerase II.
AUGACGAGCAGAUUGCCUGGCACAAAGCAGCCUCUUGGGAGUGUCGGCGUGGCUCCUGGCGGGGGCGCGGUUCUGGGCUUCUCGCUGCCCCCAAGGCCCCCGAAGCGUCGGCGCAAGCAGCGCACGGUGUACAGCGUGGAGCAGCAGAAGGAGCUGGAGACGUUCUUCCAGAACGAACGUUUUCCCUCCUACAACGAGCGUGAGACCCUCGCGGCCAGACUCAACCUCCAGGAGCAGCAAGUGCAGGUGUGGUUCAAGAACCGUCGGGCCAAAGAGUACAGGCUGCAAAGAGCGACCAGCACCAAGCAGCCAGGCCCGCAAGCCCCGGCUUCGUCCCGGAGCCCAGAAGUCUGCGCCUCUGUGCCUGCACCGGCUCCUGCCGCCUCCGGCCCUGCGUUCCCCGACUGCCCGGGGUCCGUCUCUGGUACCGGGUUGCCCGAGGAGCCGGAAUUGCCUUGGGAUCUCUUGCUUUCUCAGGAUCCCUUGUCUUCCGGGGGCUCCGAGCUUCCUGGAGACUCAGGUUUCGACGACCCCUUCCUAGGUGUCCCAGAGGGAGAGGCCGGCGCCUCCAGCCACCUGCAGGACCCGCCGGGACCCUGUCAGGACGCCCAGGAGCCGGUCCCCGCUGCCGCAGCUCCAGCUCCAGCUGCCGACCCCGUCUUUCCCGAGAUGUCGACCGACGGCGAUUUCUGGACAGAGCUUAACGUCCCAGAACUGCUGUCCCUGCAGGACCCGACGCAGGGACCCUCCUCUUGUACAAGCCUGGAAAUCUAG